CUUUUUUUCCUAUUUUUUUUUUCUUUCUUAUUUCUCUUUUAUAUCAUAUCAAUGGAUAGAAUGGGUUAUUCAUCAACAGAAUGGCCAACCACAACAACCGCAACAACAAAUACGCCAUCACCUAUUUUCUUCCCUGCAGCUUCACCCACACCAAAGUUAUCCAGUACACCUUCUAAGAAACCACCGUCUCCUGUGGAUUGGCAUCAUGAACUAUUAUGUGAAGAAAAGAAUAACAACCAUAUGUCAAGAAGUUCCAAUAAUCCUAGUUUGUAUAAACCUCCGUUUACUUUUGAUGGUGACUUGACUCGCCCCGAGUUGGAUGUUCUCUUGGAAAAACUGCAACAAUCUACUUUAUCGGCUGACACCAUGACUUCUUCCUUUUUGGGCGAUUUAGAUGAUGAUGACGAUAUUGAUGAAGAUAUCCAACUUAAUGAUGAUGAUGAUUUCUUCUUGACGGCAGGAAUGCUACUUAGUGGUAUAGAAUUAUCAAAACAACAAGAUAAUACACAACAACAACAACAACAACAACAACAAAUAUCUGAUUCUCAACAGUUACGUCAAUGGCUUGAACAAUUACCUGAGACCGGAUUAAAAGAAGAACAAGGAUCAAGUGUAUCAAAGGCAUCCCAUACCAAUCCACAAGAAAUGAAGCGGGCUUCUUUUAUCAAGUUAGGAAAGCAAUGGGUCACAAGGAUGAAAAAGGCUGCCAUCAGUGGCAACAACAUCGGUAUCAGGCACAGCAAAUAGUUGAUUGUAGUUUCCUUUUAUUAUUAUAGUUAUUAUUAUCUUGGCCUAUGUCUCCUUCCUUCUUAGUUUUAUAUUAUAUCACUUUUUAUCCAUGUAGUCUUAUAAUGCUAUUCGUUUAAUUAGUUACAAUUCAAAGGUGAAUAAACUGUGGUUUCUCUUCAGGCACAUUGUCUGAGUGUGAAUUGGCGCGCGCGCGUAUAUUUGAAAGGGAAAAAGUGGUUGAAAAAUUCAAUGCGUG
This is a messenger RNA of Halteromyces radiatus, 985 nucleotides long. RefSeq lists its product as uncharacterized. The transcript has a single exon. Lineage: Eukaryota; Fungi; Mucoromycota; Mucoromycetes; Mucorales; Cunninghamellaceae. Bases 52 to 747 code for a protein of 231 amino acids. The record is from RefSeq and is a predicted model, not a curated record.